AUGUUGGAAUUUGCAAACUUCGCAUGGACUCCUGUUCUCCAACGGGACAUCUUACUCCUAGAGUCGGUGCAGCGUAGGGCGACUAGGAUAUCUUACGGUAGAGUACGACCAAAUUAUUGUGAAAGGCUUGCGGUAAUGAAUUUGACAACCCUGACUGAAAGGCGAAAAAGGGGUGACUUAGUGACAACUUUCCAAUCUUUGUCCAAUUCACAGUCGCCUAUUCAUCAUUUGUUUACUUUGAGCACGGAUCAGCGAAUCUGGGGACAUCGUUUUAAGUUGGCAAAAGGUCAAUUUAUAACAACCGUUCGACAGUUUUUUAUCAUCAACAGGGUUUUCCACGACUGGAACUCGCUACCCCAAGAAAUUGUUGACAGUCAGUCAACUGCGAGUUUUAAAGUUAGAUAG
Molecule: messenger RNA, 405 nt
Organism: Zophobas morio
Lineage: Eukaryota; Metazoa; Arthropoda; Insecta; Coleoptera; Tenebrionidae
Exons: 1
Coding region: 1-405 (134 amino acids)
Source: RefSeq, a predicted model, not a curated record